Messenger RNA from Ruditapes philippinarum (Manila clam), 1182 nucleotides. RefSeq lists its product as uncharacterized. Bases 1 to 1182 code for a protein of 393 amino acids. The transcript is spliced from 7 exons. The record is from RefSeq and is a predicted model, not a curated record. Lineage: Eukaryota; Metazoa; Mollusca; Bivalvia; Venerida; Veneridae.
AUGUUUUUAUUAGUUACAGAUACAUACAGCUCUUCUGUCAAUCUUGUGACAGAGCCAAUUCAGAAUGACUCUCUAUCACUGACGUGUAGAUACACUGGAAAUGAAACCGUUGAUUAUUUCGUAUGGUACUAUUACGCACCCUCGGCCAAUAUUCUAGAUGUUGUACGUAAUGACUCGUGCAAAUCAACUGUUAAACAUGACGCCCGUUUCAACCAUCUGAAAUACAAGUUCAGAUGCUCAGAGAUCAAUGCAAAUACAAUAAUAUUCGAGCAACUUCCGUAUGAUAUGAUUAUAGAAGCAAUGACAUGUACUGUGAGAACUAUAGAACAGAAUUUGUCAAUGGAUGCAUAUGAAGAACUACUAUUUGGUGAUUUUUGGUGCCCUUCACCUGGGUUAGAAGACAGCUAUACUUCUACAUUAUUAAGAAAUGGUUCGUAUCGGCCAGAUACUGAAACAAAUGCUGCACUUGAAUGGAGUGUUCUUAAUUAUUCGUUUAAACGUUCUAAAAAUGGCUCGUCAGUAUCUUGCACAAAAACCUACACUGCCCAUGUUUAUCCUGUCAAAGAAAUGGUAAUUGUUCUAGUGACCAGUUGUCAAAAGGAAGUGGAAAGAAGGACUGAAAAAUCAUAUGGAACAAAUGCUCCUUGUUCCUUAUAUGUUGCUAAUGCGUCAGGCUAUAUUUCUUAUAAUUACUCGAGCGAGGGAACAUGUGUGCAACAAAUGAAUAGCUGCUCUCGUACAAAUAUAGCGGAAAUAGAGCAUAUUAUUGGUCAGAUCAAUGGCGGGAAUUCUUAUCAGGAAAUAGAAAACGCUCUUCUUAAGACACUAGAAGUAACAACACAUCAAGAUUCAAACAGCCAUCUACACCAUGAAGAGUUAACCACAAUUAUUCAAGCGUUGGACAAAAUAGUCAAAUUAGAGAACUGGGCUAUCACUCCUAAUCAGUCAAAAAACUUUGUGAGGACCGUUAAUAACCUUCUUGAUAAAAAGAAUGUAGCAGUCUGGCAAAGCAUUCCCCAAAACGUGCACGGUAUUAAGGGUGAUCAAUGGGUAUGGAAGCUUCUGAAUACCGUCAGUUCGUUUUCUACAAUUCUUGGAAGAACUAUAAAUGAAACCACUUCUAACAAAGAAAGAACAAUACACACCGAGAAUGUUCGUAAGUUGUAUCAUCAAAAGUGGUGA